Exserohilum turcica Et28A is the source of this 411-nucleotide messenger RNA. RefSeq lists its product as uncharacterized. The coding region runs from base 1 to 411 and encodes 136 amino acids. Gene Ontology annotation, cellular component: cytosol; nucleus. Gene Ontology annotation, molecular function: DNA binding. The record is from RefSeq and is a predicted model, not a curated record. Lineage: Eukaryota; Fungi; Ascomycota; Dothideomycetes; Pleosporales; Pleosporaceae. The transcript has 3 exons.
AUGUCCGACGAGGAUCUCGAGCAAAUCAGGCGCGCGCGCCUGCAGCAACUCCAGCAGCAAAGUGGGGGUAGAGGCUCAGGCGGCCAGGGCUCAGAGCAAGAAUCGCGAAAGCAAGCAGAGGCCGACCAGCGCGCCUCGAUCCUCUCUCAAAUCCUCCUCCCCGAAGCCGCCGACCGCCUUGGCCGCAUCCGCCUCGUCAAGGAAUCCCGCGCAACAGACGUUGAAAACCGGCUUAUUAUGCUUGCGCGAACCGGCCAGAUCCGCCAGAAAGUCACGGAGGAACAGCUCAAGGAGAUAUUGGGAGCUGUAGCGGAGCAGCAGGAUAAAGAAGAGCAGAAGAUUGUGGUGAAUAGGAGGGGUGGGGGAUGGGAUGAUGACGAUGAGUUGGAGGAGUUGAUGAAAGAAGUUUAG